UGGGCGGUGCUGGGACGGCGCAUGCCCCGUGAAGGGGCUCCGCCAAGCGCGCUGUGCGCACGCGCGACCCCGCGGCCCCGGAAGUGCUCUGCCGCUGGGUGACACGUCGCAGGGGCCGCGGCGGCGGGUUUGGCCGGGCCCGGGGCCGUGCAGAUACCUUGCGAUGUCUGGGUUCGACAGCUUCAGCACAGACUUCUUCCAGACGAGCUACAGCAUCGAUGACCAGGCCCAGCCCUACGAUUACAGCGGGAGACCGUACAGCAAGCAGUAUGGAGGCUACGAAUACUCGCAACAAAGUGGAUUUGUCCCUCCAGAGAUGAUGCAGCAGCAGCAGCCUUACACAGGGCAGAUUUACCAGCCAACGCAGACAUACACUCCAACUUCAGCACAGUCGUUUUAUGGAAGUAAUUUUGAGGAUGAGCCUCCUCUAUUAGAAGAAUUGGGGAUCAAUUUCGACCACAUCUGGCAGAAGACACUAACAGUGCUACACCCCUUAAAGGUAGCAGAUGGCAGCAUCAUGAAUGAGACUGAUUUGGCUGGGCCAAUGGUCUUCUGUCUGGCUUUUGGAGCCACGCUAUUACUGGCUGGUAAAAUUCAGUUUGGUUAUGUGUAUGGAAUAAGUGCAAUCGGAUGUUUAGGGAUGUUUUGUCUCCUCAACUUAAUGAGCAUGACGGGCGUCUCGUUUGGCUGCGUUGCCAGCGUCCUGGGAUACUGUCUUCUUCCUAUGAUCCUACUUUCCACUUUUGCAAUUGUAUUUUCGUUGCAGGGAAUGAUGGGGAUUAUUCUCACGGCUGGAAUCAUUGGCUGGUGCAGCUUUUCUGCUUCCAAAAUCUUUAUUUCUGCCUUAGCAAUGGAAGGACAACAACUUCUAGUAGCAUACCCCUGUGCUUUGUUGUAUGGAGUCUUUGCUCUCAUUUCUGUCUUUUGAAUAGACUGUCCAACCUGUUGGACUCCAGUGGGCCAAAAUGAAAACAUCGACUUGGAACAUUUAGUUGGACCAGAAACAGCUGCAAACAACUGUAUAGUGUUGCUAUCCCAAAACGUAGACUUGUCCUGAAUCAUCUGGAACAAUGAAAACAAAUGUCUCGUGUUCACUUUUUUAGGACUUUGAAUACUGUUAUCAAUAGACCGGAAGUGUCUAUAGCUUUAAUAAGUGUUCAUGCUUAUCAAGUUAAUGUAAUUUCUUUCCCAUUCCUGUAUCUUUAGAAAAGUAACUUUCGGUUGUUCAUUUGAGGGUUGGGGGUUUUGUUUGUUUUUUUUUUGUUUUAGGGGAGAGAGAAGGAUUGCUGUUAUAAAUUGAUAGAUUUUUAUCAGCAAAAGUUAACAGAACUGCAGAUGCCGUACAUUUGGGGUACUCUUUGCAGAAAUCUGCAGUAAUAAAGAACCUAUUUCCUGUCCCCUCUUACCAAAAGCAAAAUGCACAAAUGAACACAAGCAAUUAGAGUAUUUUCUCUAUUUCAACAAAUAUGCUCUUUGGUCUCAUUUAUUUGUUCAUUUAAUGUGAUACUAUUUCAGGAUUUAAGAUACUUAAAUUAUGAAUUAGAAAACAGAUACUUAAAAGUUAAAGGGAUCUGUAAUUCUGUCACACUUGAAAUACGAAUACAUUUGGAUGUCUAAGUAGCUAUAUGUUAACUUGGAUUUCUGAAGAUGACUUCAACUAGAGUUUCUUUUCCUAAUGGUGCACAUACUAGUAGAUGAAGAGUAAUCUCUUUUGCAGUACUUCCAAGGAAAACACCAUUUUGAAAAUGUUAUGCUUGUCAGUAUUGUAGUUACUGUAAAAUAAUUUAAGGCAUAUUGAUUAAAUUUUCCUUAAAUUUUGAAAAA
Grus americana (Whooping crane) is the source of this 1824-nucleotide messenger RNA. RefSeq names its product Yip1 domain family member 5 (gene YIPF5). Gene Ontology annotation, cellular component: membrane; trans-Golgi network. Lineage: Eukaryota; Metazoa; Chordata; Aves; Gruiformes; Gruidae. The transcript has 6 exons. Gene Ontology annotation, biological process: regulation of ER to Golgi vesicle-mediated transport; vesicle fusion with Golgi apparatus; endoplasmic reticulum to Golgi vesicle-mediated transport. Bases 164 to 928 code for a protein of 254 amino acids. The record is from RefSeq and is a predicted model, not a curated record.